GUCAGCAGCACCGCGUUUGGCGUUGAAGAUCAGACGCAGGACACGUUUGAGAUAUUGCAGAUGAAAGCCAAGUACGUUCCUGUGGCAUUGGCUAUAGCUGUCAUUGUAAUUUGGCUUGCUUGGAACGUAUUGCAGUUUGCUUUGUACGACCCAUGCCACAAGACUGAGGUUAUUGAUGAUAUUUGCAAAAACUAUAAAAGGGGAGAAAUAACUGGCACAUUUUGCUAUGAACUAUGUGAAAGUGAGACUGUAGACAUUGGGCAAUGUGAUAUACAUUCUAACCACCAUGUGGAGUUCUUGUAUCAGUCAUACUUUGAAGUAGAUCGAACCAGAUACGUCUACCACAUGGAGAAAUGGUCUUUCAGUAUCAUAAAAAGCUACGUAAUACUGCCAAGUGUAAUAACCUAUAGAGAGUUUGAGCUUUACCUGAAGGAAUUCGCGGAAGAUGUGUUGGGGCCGGGAGAGCACUCUGCGCUUGUCGACAGGCUGCUGGCAAUGGCCGACAUCAACCAUGACGCAAAGAUAUCCCUAGCAGAAGCUCAGACCAUCUGGUUACUUAUUCACACUGGUGACUUCUUCCUGAGGGUGGUUCUGAGGGGUUCGAGCGUAGUCGCUACUAUACAAGGCUUCUGCGGUGGCCUCUAUGCCUACGAGGAUGUGCCAAUUCGAAGCCUGUACAGUAUGUGGGUAAUCAUGUCCCGCCUGUGGCCGUCCAGAUACUAUAACAAAAUGUUUCCGUACAGACUGCCGAGCUGGCAAGCGCGUGCAAAGCACGUCGUCGCACUGCUAGAGUUCGCGGACCAGUUGACGUCCGACGACCGCUACGGAAGCUUCUACGUCUGCAACGUCGGCAGGUCAAAGUUUGGAUUCACGCUGAAAGACGAACUCCGGAUCACGGACAUGUCACAGGUGAUAUCCAAGCACGCGUUAGAACGGCAGGUAUCGGGCAUGCCGUGUGAGACUGACUCGGAGUGUUCCUUCGGAGACACGUGCGUCGUUACCUGUGAUAGCAACACGCAUACCUGUCGGGCAGAUGUAGCUCUACCACCCCUCUCUCAGAUAUGCAGGCUUGUAAAGCCCUACAUCAUGCUCAGCUGCCCGACAGAUAUCGCUCACCAGGUGGAGCUACUGCUGUAUCGUUGUUCGGUGAUGCGCAAUGAAAAUGCAUCGCCUAUAUUGGAACUGGAAGCAAACAUUGUGCGGCAAGAACUCUUUGCUUUGUUAUGGGAUAAAUUGCAAUAUCUAUAGCAUAUAUAUAUAUAUAUAUAUAGUAACUUGUGCUAUAUUAUAUAUUGCAUAUAUAUAUGUAUA
This is a messenger RNA of Priapulus caudatus, 1311 nucleotides long. Its product is annotated as protein FAM69A-like. The transcript has 9 exons. Lineage: Eukaryota; Metazoa; Priapulida; Priapulimorpha; Priapulimorphida; Priapulidae. Bases 61 to 1248 code for a protein of 395 amino acids. The record is from RefSeq and is a predicted model, not a curated record.